This is a messenger RNA of Onychostruthus taczanowskii (white-rumped snowfinch), 1274 nucleotides long. RefSeq names its product synaptotagmin 8 (gene SYT8). Gene Ontology annotation, molecular function: phosphatidylserine binding; clathrin binding; calcium ion binding. The transcript is spliced from 9 exons. Gene Ontology annotation, cellular component: dense core granule; synaptic vesicle membrane; axon. NCBI's taxonomy places the organism in Eukaryota, Metazoa, Chordata, Aves, Passeriformes, Passeridae. Gene Ontology annotation, biological process: regulation of calcium ion-dependent exocytosis; regulation of dopamine secretion; calcium ion-regulated exocytosis of neurotransmitter. The record is from RefSeq and is a predicted model, not a curated record. The coding region runs from base 9 to 1274 and encodes 421 amino acids.
GAUUAGCCAUGGCAGUGGCAGCCAGGAAAGGCAGGACUACAGCCUCCCCACACACCGGCAUCACCACCACGGUUUGGCCGGGCUCCCUGGACAGCUGGCUUAGCUGGAUCCCGCUACCCAAAUGGGCGCUCAUCACUGUGGCUGUGGCAGGGGCCAUCCUCCUCCUUCUCUUCCUCAUCUGCAUCAUCAAGUGCUGCUGCACCAAGAGGAAGCCCAAGAAGAAGGAGAGAAUUGGCUUGUGCGUCGUCAGCAACCCCACCACGAUCAACCUUGUCCAGCCCGAGAUGGAGGACCUGGAGCGGGAAGUAGAGCAGAAGAGGCGAGGAAAGCUGCAAUACUCCCUGGAGUACAACUUCCGCAUGCAGGAGCUGAAGGUUGGCGUGAAGCGGGCAGUUGAGCUGAAGGCCAUGGACAGUGGAGGCACAUCUGAUCCAUAUGUGAUUGUCUACCUAACAUCCGAUAGGAAGAAGAGAUAUGAGACCAAAGUUUACCGCAAAACCCUGAACCCCAUCUUCAAUGAGAGCUUCACUUUCCAGGUACCCCAGGCUGAGGUGUCUGAAUCCACACUGGUGAUGCAGGUCUAUGACUUCAACCGCUUUUCCAAGCAUGACAUCAUUGGUGAGGUCCGGCUGCCCCUGGCCAGUGUCAACCUGCAGCAUGUCAUCGAGCAGUGGAGUGACCUGGCGGUGGCCAGUAAAGUGGAGGAAGAGCAUCUGGGUGAGAUCUGCUUCUCUCUGCGCUACGUCCCCAGCACUGGCAAGCUGACGGUGCUCAUCCUGGAAGCCAGGCAGCUGAAGCGGAUGGACUCUGAUGGACUCUCAGAUACUCCAGCUUUGGGCAGUACUGGAGGUGUCUCCCAGGAGGAGAUGCCAUGGCUGGAUUGUACAGGCAGCUUGGCAGGAGGAAAUCCUUUUGUCAAGGUGCAUCUCAUACUGAACAGGAAGAAAUGGAAGAAAAAAAGGACAAGUGUGAAGAAAAACACUUUAAGCCCUUACUUCAAUGAGGUGUUUGUUUUUGAGGUGCCUUUCAGUCAGAUCCAGCAUGUGGACGUGGUCAUCUCCGUCUGGGAUCAUGACAAAGUGACCAAGAAUGAGCCCAUCGGCAAACUCUUCCUGGGCUGCCGAGCCACAGGCAACCAGCUGCGGCACUGGUCCGACAUGCUGUCCAACCCACGCCGGCCCCUUGCCCAGUGGCACAUCCUGCAGCCCCCGGAGGUGGUGGACAAAGCCCUGGGACUGAAGUCCCACCUCAAGCUGCCCCUGCACUCCAGAUAG